This is a messenger RNA of Ogataea haglerorum, 600 nucleotides long. RefSeq lists its product as uncharacterized. Gene Ontology annotation, molecular function: transcription coactivator activity. Gene Ontology annotation, biological process: transcription by RNA polymerase II. The transcript has a single exon. The record is from RefSeq and is a predicted model, not a curated record. Gene Ontology annotation, cellular component: nucleus. Lineage: Eukaryota; Fungi; Ascomycota; Pichiomycetes; Pichiales; Pichiaceae. Bases 1 to 600 code for a protein of 199 amino acids.
AUGGCAAAGAAAGGCAAGAAGCAGGAGGUCGAAGAGACUCCAGGAAGCGACAGCGACUGGGAAGACACAGGCAAGAAGCCAAGCAAGAAACAGCUAGAAAAACAGGCCAAAAAGCAGGCCGAUGCAGACAAGAAGAAAGAGCGUGAGGCCUUGCUCGCGAUGGAGGAAGAAAGCUUGGCCAAGGCCAAGGGUGGCAAGGGUAAAAAGGGCAAGAAAGGCGGAAAUUCCGACCUGGACGACGCAUUGAACUCCUUCGGCCCUAAGACAACCAUCGAUGCCCACGGAGUCGAAGAUUCUCUCGCUGCUCUGUCUCUUCUCAAAAACGACGUCGUUUCAGCAAAGGAUAUUGAUAGACACCCUGAAAGGCGUUUCAAAGCUGCAUUGGCCGCAUACACGGAGCGUAGACUCCCAGAAUUGAAGAAAGAGAAUCCAGGACUAAGAAAACAGCAGCUAGAACAGCUCAUCUACAAGGAGUUCCAAAAGAGUGACGAAAACCCAAUGAACAAAGAAACUAACGUCAGCUACAACGCCAAAAGCGAUGACGUGCGUAAAGUCAAAGAAACGGUCCGUGAAAAACGCUCCAAGAAGUAUGAGAAAUAG